AUGGGUUGUGUAGUGCCCAAAGCUCAGAAAAAGUAAACCGAUUCUAAAACUCCUAAAACAUCCAGUGCUGGUUAACCAAUCUCAUAAGCAGUGAAUGUUUCUUCUGUAUUUGAGGAUACUCAAAAUAUAGAGACAGAUUAUAUUCUCCAUAAGUUGGACCCACUCAUCAGUAUUGUGUACGUAAUAUUGCAAUAGCUCAAAGAAGUUAUAUAAUGAAGGGGGUUUCCAAGUCAAAUACUAUCUCUAGAGUUGUAAGAACCUACAAUUGCGAAAAUAUGAGGAGUGAAUUACUUUAGGAAUUUGAAGAGAAUGUAAAUACUUUAUUGUAGUUGGUAUUGGCUGUGUUUAAACUUUAGAAACAUUUGAACAUCCAAGGGACUAUGUCAUACUAUUGUAAUAAGAAAAGAUUAAGUUUGAUAGGCGAGUACCUUGAAGGUGGGAAUUUGUUAUUGAGAUUGGAUGUAUUUAGUUAGAUGCAACAAUUUGCGAUGAUAGAAAUAUUCUGUUAAAUAAUGGCUGGAUUGCAGUACUUGCAUGAGAAUUAAAUAACUCACGGGUAGAGAGAUUAUGUCAAUAAUAGGGAUAUUCGUUUAGAACAUAUCAUGUUUACAAAUAAAUCAUUGGACAAGAUUAAAUUGGUGGAUUUUGGUAUUUCGAAUUCAAUGAAAUCUUUAAGUACAAACUGGAGAGCAAUAUCAACAAUGCACGAAUUGUCGUUUAGAUCACCUGAGGCUCUCAAGGGUCAAGUAACCAUGAAAUCUGACAUAUGGUCAUGUGGUUGUCUUCUCUAUUUCUUCCUGACAUCUCACAUGCCUUUCCAAGCGAACAACAUCCAGUCCUUAAGAAAUUCCAUUCUCAGAGGAGUGCCUAACUUUGAAGGUUCUGAGUGGAACAACAUUGAUCCUUCUCUGAAAUAAUUAAUUAGUAAGAUGUUACAUCCCAAUCCAUCAUAGAGACCGUCUGCUCGAUAGGUAUUGAAUCACAAUGUGUUUGUUGGGAGAGCUCGGAUUCUCUAGAAUCCCAACAAGACUUUGCAAAGACAUAUGCGUGAUUUCAAAGUAUGCAUAUAGACAUAAUAUGAAGAUAUCAUCUCAGUUGUAAACGGCAAUGUUAAUUUAUAUUGCAGAUAAUUUGAUGUCUGAUGAGGACAAGAAAAAGUUAAUGGAUGAGUUUAUGAAAUUUGAUUUGAAUAAUGAUGGCUAAUUGUCAAAGGAGGAGUUGUUGAGUGUCUAUUCAAGGACAUUGCCACAUGACAGAGCAUUAAAGGAAGUCAAUAAUAUUUUUAAGAAGAUAGAUGCAAAUGGUAGUGGUAAAAUAGAUUACCAAGGUAUAACUUAAUUAUGAAAGGCAGAAUUUGUGAUAGCAACCAUAGAUCAAAAGAAAUAUUUCAACAAAGAAAAACUGAUGAUGAUUUUCUAAUAAAUUGACAGUGAUCACAGUGGUUAAUUAAAUAAAGAGGAACUUAAGAAAUUGCUGAGGGAUAUGUCGAUACCAAUUAAAAAAUAUGAAUAGUUAUCAAGAUAACUGGAUUCAAAUGGAGAUGGCCAAAUCAAUUAAGAAGAAUUCAUAGGAAUGAUGCUUUAAAUUUGA
This is a messenger RNA of Paramecium octaurelia, 1590 nucleotides long. Lineage: Eukaryota; Ciliophora; Oligohymenophorea; Peniculida; Parameciidae. The record is from the annotation of a GenBank genome assembly.